Messenger RNA from Anarrhichthys ocellatus (wolf-eel), 676 nucleotides. It is a transcript of the gene cfap107, whose product is annotated as cilia and flagella associated protein 107. Gene Ontology annotation, cellular component: axonemal microtubule. The transcript is spliced from 4 exons. Gene Ontology annotation, biological process: flagellated sperm motility. The record is from RefSeq and is a predicted model, not a curated record. NCBI's taxonomy places the organism in Eukaryota, Metazoa, Chordata, Actinopteri, Perciformes, Anarhichadidae. The coding region runs from base 1 to 663 and encodes 220 amino acids.
AUGUACCAAACAGGCACGGCAAAGGAUCAAUGGGCCCAACCCGGCUGGAGGAUAGAGCAGAAGUAUUCAAACAAAGUGCUUUUAGGCAACUGGGCGGAAGAAAGACUUCAGUUCACUCGGGAGCCACAGACAGCCAACAGCACCAGUCGUGUAGACCACCGGCUCCACUGGGACUUCAAGCCAGACAUCUCUGAGAGAAGAUCUGCCCUGCUGAGAGCUGAGGGGCUUCCAUCCAAGCUGCUAUUUGCCCACAAUGGCCCACCAUCCUCUCAUUACUUGGUCACGCACUAUGAAGAGAGCUACCCGCGUAAGCAGACCAACACCCGACCCUGGCGUCCGGACAGCUUGACAAGGCAGCUUCAGAGGUCUGAACGGCCAAUUUCCGCCCUUCCAACCAGCUCUGGCCCGCUGCAGUACACAGAGCAUUUGCUUUUGGAAAAGCAGCAGUCACUCCUCCCAUCACUGACAGUGUACAGGUCAGCAUACCAGAGGCACCCACUUAGCGCCUUCUGCCAGAGCCGCCUUGCCAGGGCUCCGCGGAUGCUCUCCAGCCACCUCCAUGCAGCCAAUCACACCAACAAGGACCUGGAUCUGAGGCGGCGCUCGCUACUACAAAUCCCAGAUCACUGUUUGAGUCAACUUCCACAAUCACAACAGGCCUAGAGACAACAAUGUG